Messenger RNA from Nilaparvata lugens (brown planthopper), 1293 nucleotides. RefSeq lists its product as uncharacterized. Lineage: Eukaryota; Metazoa; Arthropoda; Insecta; Hemiptera; Delphacidae. Gene Ontology annotation, biological process: regulation of transcription by RNA polymerase II. The record is from RefSeq and is a predicted model, not a curated record. Gene Ontology annotation, molecular function: double-stranded DNA binding; transcription coregulator activity. Gene Ontology annotation, cellular component: nucleus.
AUGAUUGCGAGUUCACCCAAUUGUGACAACUACUCCUCCAAAGUGAAUCUGUCCAAGAUCUCGCGUCAGCGACCCUCUUCAUCGAAAGUGCGGCUCGGUUUCGUGACGUCAUCAGCGGGAGGCAACCAGUGCAACAUCAUCCUGGAGAACUACGCCAGGGUGGCCGGGGGCGGUGGAGUGGGAGGUGGUGGGGGUGCGGCAGCCUACUACCAUGGCGGCCAUCUUGGAUUCCACAGCCACAGUCAUCAUCAUCAGAGGGGAGUGCCUCAGACGCAUGUGGUCGCAUCAGGCUAUCACCAGCAUCAGAUGACGCCGCUUAAUGCUAGCAAUGAUAAGUCGACUAGAGUUGGGGGCGGGUCAGGACAGGAGGCAGGAAAGAAGAAUGGAGGAGAAGGAGGAACGGCCGAUAAGGAAGGAGGAGGCACAGGUGGAGGAGGAGGAGGAGGAGUUACUGGGAAUGCGGGAACUGGAGGAGGAGUUAAUGCUAAUGGACGAGGAGCAAAUCAAGGAGGAGGAGGCACAAUUUCUACUGUCAAUCCGUCCACGGUCGUCUCUGUCGCUGGGGGCGGCUCUGUUGGCCUUAACCUCAAUCACCACCUGUCCGGCAUUGUCUCCUCUGCAGGAGUUGCCGCCCCCUCCUCCUCCGCUGCUUCCGCCUCCUCAGCAGCUGGAGGAGGGGCAGUGUCAACAGAGUCCCAGACCACCAAGAAGAAGGAGAGCGUCUUUGCAGGACUUGGAGGCGUCGGAGGGGGGGUUGGAGGAGGAGUUGCUGGUGCGAGACAGCUGGUGCAGCAACUGGUGGACAGCGGUAUAAUAUGCGCUGGCACCAAGUCCACCAUCAGGGUGGUCGACACCCUCAAUUUGGGCACCUCUCAGGUAAACCUGAUCCGUGUAGUGCAGCCUGAAGGCGGUGGCAACCUGAUAAUACCUGUGCAGGCUAGACACCGUAUCACCCAGACCACCUCCCUGCCUCAAGGCCAAACAACCACCCUCGACAAGGCUGCAACAGCUGUGCUCGGCCCGGCAACACAACAGCUGUUGGGCGGAGCAACACAACAGCUGUUGCGCAUCCAGUGCGGCACAACAGCUGAUCAGCAAACCAAUCAGCUGAUUACAACUGACAACCAGCAGCUGGUCAUACUCACGCCGUCUCAACAUCAUCAGCUGGUCAAAGAGCAGGGCACUACGAUUACUACUAAUGAUGGCGAGCCGAUCAAACUCCCAGAAAACCUUGAGAGUCUACCCAAGGCAGAACACUUCCCUACACAGAGGCACCGUUGGAAUACCAAUGAG